CGCCGUGGCUGCACUGAGCUGAGCUGAGCUGCUGGAAGUGGAGCUGCGGGCUGGUUUCUCUCACCGUCUCAACCCGAAAUACACUCCAAACGCUGAUUUUCACACGCAGAUGAAGAUGAUGAAGCUCAUCUGUGGAAUAAACAGCCUGGAGAGGGACACGGUGUGAGGAUAGGACUGGCUUAGUGUGUGUGUGUGUGUGUGUGUGUGUGUGCACGCGGAGAGAGAGUGGAUGAAAUCAUGUCCGUCUCAGCCAAGCAGGAAAGGACAGUGUGUGUCCUGCUGCCCACCAAGGAGACGCUGGACAUCACUGUGGGGCUGAAGGCUACAGGACAGGAGGUCUUCUCUCACGUCUCUGAGCUUCUCGGCGUGAAACAGCUGCACAACUUUGGUCUGACGGUUGUCAAAGACAAUGAGCACAUGUUUCUGGACAUGGAGGAGCGGCUGGCCAAGUACUUCCCCAAGGAGUGGAAGCAGGACUCGGCAAAGGGGUCUCAGAGGAGGUGGCUCCCCCCGCUGCUCUGUCUGAAAGUGCAGUACUAUGUGGAGAACGGUAGGCUUAUCUGUGAGCGGAAGGCGAGGAGGCUGUACUACGCUGAUCUGAGAGAGCGAGUCCUGCGAUCAGAAUGCCGACAGCAGGAGGAAGUCUAUUUCCAGCUGGCGGGCUACGCUCUGCAGGCCGAUCUAGGAGACCACCCUCCGGAGGACCUUGGCCAGCGAGUCGCUCCAUACUUCCAGCCCAAGGACUACUUCCCUCCCUGGAUUGUGGCUAAGCGUGGUGUGGAGUACCUGCUGUGUCAUGGGCCGAAGGUGCACCGGGAGCUGUGGGGGAUGCCCUCUCGAGACGCCAUCCUCCUCUUCAUCAGGGAGUCCUGCCGUUUGGAGGACGUGCCCGUCACCUUCUACAGGCUCCACAAGGACAAGAGAGAGGAGAAAGGCUCUGCCCUGCUGGGACUCACCCUGCGAGGAAUGCAGGUUUAUCAGGAGAUGAACAACGUACGUGAGCUGCUGUACGACUUCCCCUGGACCAACGUGGGGCGACUCACUUUUCUGGGGAAGAGGUUCGAGAUCCAGCCGGACGGGCUGCCCUCAGCGAGGAAGCUGAUUUACUACACCGGCUCGGCUUUCCGCUCUCGCCACCUUCUCCUCCACCUGAGCAGCAGCCAUCGCCUCUACCUGAGCCUGCAGCCCGCCAUCAAACACCUGCGGCAGCUGGAGGAGGCCGAGGAGAAAAAGAGAUACAGGGAAUCGUACAUCAGCGAUGACAUGGAUCCAGACCCCCCCUGCAGUGAGGGCAGCCCCCGCCUCUCCAGACAUUCCACCAGCAGCUCCGGCAUCGAGGCUGACGCCCGGCAACGCAGCGCCUCCGUGGAGAUGGUCUCUGUGGAGGAGGAAGAAGCCCUGAGACGGACGGAGAAGUCCUUCAGCUCGGCGGCCAGUCACGGCUCCUCCCACACGUCCGGCAUCGACACUGGCAGCAAAGCCCGCACUGAGGAGGAGGAGUGGCAGGACGAAGAUUUUCAGCACCAUGUGGACGGACCUGGAGAGGUUUCUGUGGACGAUCCGGAGGAGAUGCUGCGACUGGCUGAGCUGCUUCAGGGCGUGUCCAUGGAUUGCCCCUCCCUCGGCUCAGAGAUGAACGCAGGAGACGUACAUUUAAACCUUGUUCAGGCGACGGACGGUCCAGCAGAACCCUGUGACUCCAGCACCGCAGAGCAGGUUCUGAAGUGGAAGUCUCGAGGUUCUGCUGACCGGCACAGUCAGAGUUUGGAUGACGUCCGUCUUCUGCCUCGUCCUCUCCCGCUGGCUACCCUCGCCAGCACCUCCCACAGCUACACCUUCGGACUCCCCGACGCUCCGGACUGCACGGAGUUCGGCUCUUACCCAGCGAAGCCCUCUUUCUACGGCCGGCGCUCCAUGAACUGCCUGGCCCUGGACCUGCUGGAGGAUGACCAGCUCCUGGAACUCGUUCUGUGACCGUUGGAGUGAACAGUGUCGUGGCCAGGAGCUGAGAGAGCGGUCAGGAUGGAGACCGUACAGAGAGGGUUCUUUGGUGCAGCUCAUAGAGGAACCACUUUAGAACCUUUCAGUGGAGGCGUGGUGGUUUUAGUGAGAGUGUGAAGAACCUUUUCAAUGUAUAAAGAUCCUGAUCUAAAAGUUGUUUCCCCAAGAACCAUAAGCGCAAGCUGAGAACCACGGAGAACCUCUGAGGAACCCUGUUUGUGAGGGUGGAGUCACUCAGAUAAUGAGAAAAUGAGCCUCUUAAUGUUCUGAUGUUACACUGUUUCACUGUGAGGCUGUCGGUCAGUCAGCUGUCAGAAUCCUGAGCUGAGUAUUUGUUCCUGACGGACGCUGUUUGCACAGUCCAGCCUCCAGCUCAAAGGAUCAGGAGGGUGACGGUGAUGACCUGCGACCUCAGGAUCAAAGAGGUGUUUAGAAAGCAUGUGCUGCAGGCAAUGAAGCACCACUUACAGGGGAAUUCCACCGAUUUUUAAAAAUUCAUCAUAGUUCAGUCAUUGAGACGUGAACACAGUGAUUCAGAGUGGUUUAUAUAGAAUGUA
This is a messenger RNA of Colossoma macropomum (tambaqui), 2558 nucleotides long. RefSeq lists its product as uncharacterized. Gene Ontology annotation, biological process: positive regulation of hippo signaling. NCBI's taxonomy places the organism in Eukaryota, Metazoa, Chordata, Actinopteri, Characiformes, Serrasalmidae. The record is from RefSeq and is a predicted model, not a curated record. The transcript is spliced from 14 exons. Bases 238 to 1974 code for a protein of 578 amino acids. Gene Ontology annotation, cellular component: cytoplasmic side of apical plasma membrane; cytoskeleton.